AUGUCUUCCGAGCUCUCAAUUGGAAAUGAGAUCAAGGACGGUUACAAGGAAACCCACAAAUGGGUGGUCAACAAUAUCAGAUGGCUGUCGGAACUGGAGGCCUUUUACAGAGAUCGAGCAAAACUGGAAAAGGAAUACAGCAGCAAACUCACGCAUCUAACCGGAGAGUAUUUUUCCAAAAAGAGUGCCGGGACAGUGGGACUAUCGGUGGGCGAUACGCCCACUACAACACCGGGCUCCCUGGAAGCGGCUUCCUUGGUUGCGUGGAAUGAAAUUCUCUCACAAACCGAAAAAAUGUCCCAAGAUCACAAUCAGCUGGCCCAAGAAUUCGAAUUUCAAGUUGCUGAUCAAGUAUCAGCUUUAGGUAAGAAAUGUGAGCUGUUACUAAGCGCCAUUAACGGUUUCAACACCGAAUUGGCUGACAAAAGGGAUUCCUCAUAUUCAGCCUUGGAUAAAGCCAAGAAAGACUACGAUGAAAAGUGUGUUAAUAUGGAAAGUGCACGGGCAAAGCAGACUAAGUCUUCUAGUGAUAAGGCACAGCGGAAAGCGGGCGAAAAGGAGCACGAUAUGAAUAUCGCCAAAAAUAAUUAUUUGAUCAAGAUUAACCAGGCCAACCGUAUCAAAGAUAAGUUUUACUUCCAAGACAUUCCAGAAGUGCUUGAUCUUCUUCAAGACUUGAGCGAAUCUCGUGUGCGGGUUCUAAAUUCUAUUUGGUUUUCAGCGGGAUCUGUGGAGCGAGAUAUGUGCAAGAGAAUUGAAAACCGAUUGAGCACAGCAGAUUCUGUGGUAGAGCAAAAUAAAUCAAACUUGGAUACUACGAUGUUCAUAAAGCACAAUUUGAAAGAUUGGAAAGAACCGGCGGAUUUUCAGUACAUACCUUCUCCUGUUUGGCAUGAUGAUGAACAGUUUGUCGCCACGUCGGAAGCCGAGUUGCAAGACCUUCGCAUUAGAUUGGCAAAAUCGCAGCAAACUUACGAUAAAAUGCAUAGUUUUGCCAGUGCCGAGAUGGAAGAUUUGGGCGCCCUGAACAAACAAAGGCACAAUGUCAGGUCUAAGGAUGAAUAUAGUGGCCAGGAAUUGUUGGCGUUGCUAACCAAGUAUUCUAGAACCAUUACUUCCUAUACCUCUCAUGAGACUGCGAAACUGGAAGCUGAGGUUGAGAUCGAGAGCAUUCAGAAUAACGUAGGGGGUCAGCACGAUCUUAACACCGAUACCGUUGAUUUGAAUAAAUUGGGAAAGAAAGGAGGAGUAUUCAAUAGAUUCAAAAAGACUUUGACGAUCUCAUCCGAGAAGAAAGGCACUCGCGUUGAUAAGUCAGACCAAUCCUCAUUGGCCUCUGCUGCUUCGAAAGAGAAGCAUGGCCAUCACUUAUCCUUCUUACGAGGGAGGAGUCGAGCCCAGAGUAACGUGUCUGGCGUUUCAUUAACUGCUGAAAGUGAUCUAGAUUCGGGGACUGGAUUUCCCGAGGUAGAUACAAAUCGUGUGCUUUACGCAUACCAGGCACAAGAUGUUGACGAGGUUAGUGUAAACGUGGGUGACACUAUCACCCUGCUGACAGCAGACUCUGGAAGUGGGUGGACCAAGAUCGCUAACGAAAGCACCGGCGACACAGGUCUCGUUCCGACAACCUACGUCGACAUUCGUGAAAAAUCCGCCGCGAUUGCUCCGCCCGCUCCACGUCCUCGCAAGAAUGCACCUGCUAGCCGUGUUGUAUCAGCACUUUAUGACUACGUCGCUCAAGAAGAUGGGGAAUUGUCCAUAUCCGAAGGGGAUAAAGUAACAAUUCUCAAAGAUGACGACGGAAGUGGAUGGACCUACGGUGAGCUAAGGGGUGUAAAGGGCUUAUUCCCUACUAGCUACGCUGACUGA
Molecule: messenger RNA, 1869 nt
Organism: Lachancea dasiensis
Lineage: Eukaryota; Fungi; Ascomycota; Saccharomycetes; Saccharomycetales; Saccharomycetaceae
Source: the annotation of a GenBank genome assembly